AUGCCUUCUCUUCCUCUUAUGGACAACAAUUUGGUUCCAAUCUCUCAGGUUUGUGCUGAGAAUAAUUUCCCUGUGGCAACGGAAGCUGCUACAGAAGUUGUUGAACAAGUGCAUUCAUCAAAUUCCAAUGAUGACAUAAGAGUGAAGUUUCCAUUUGAUCUUAAUGCUGAAGUUGAUGAUGAGGUGGACUCAAUAUCUUGCACUGAGGAAGCACGUCCCAAAGUUGGUGAAACCAUUCCAACUUUACCUUCCACUCAUUCAGAGGUCACACCAGAACAUGUUCUUCCUACAGACAUGGACAAUGAAGACAGAGCAAGUGUUGUCGAGGGAGGAACACCUACCUCUGAAACCAGGAAAAGAAAGAAAUCUAUGGAGGGGGAAUAUGUGAAAGGGAAUUCGAGGUCAUUUCGCGGAAAAACAUUCACUGUAAAUGUUGAAAGCCGAAGAAGGACCAUAGUGGACGAUGGUUAUCGUUGGCGAAAAUAUGGCCAAAAAACUAUAAAGGGAAAUUUGUUCCCUAGUGAUUCAAUACUGAUAAACUUUUCAUGGGAAUUUUCUAGGGCCUACUACAAAUGCACAGGUUCUGGGUGUUGUGUAAGGAAGCACGUGGAACGAGAUUCGCGCAACAGAAAGAACGUAAUCACUACUUACGAGGGAAAACACAAUCAUGAACAACCAAUCCCUAAGAACCCUAAUGAGAAACAUUAUGCAGAAGACGAUGAAGAUGAAGAAGAUGAAACAGAAGAACUUGGUAGUGCUGCAUCCAAUGCUCGAUGGAAUUUUAGAUUAUCUGAGAGUAUGAAUUUUCUCAACACUCCACAACCUGCACAACAUCGACUUCACACUCUUCAACUAUCUCGUAAUGACGCAAACCCUGGAUUCGCCUCUGUGUGGCCUUUUGCAAGUUUCAACAUGAAUAUUACAUCUUCUUCUCACACCACUCAGAUGCAUUAUUCUUCUUUCUUGAACAAUACCAACACCACCAUGCCUUACCGUUUCUAUGGACUCGAUCAUAACCGUUUUGGUGCCCCUCAAACUGAGUUUCCAAUGCCACCACCCUUUAGCAUUCCUUCUUCUUCUGAGGUUUUUUCUCGCGCUAGGGUUAAUGCUGUUGGCUCCAGUUCAGUCUUUCCUUUAAGGGGUGCAGCAUAUCGCAGAUGGUAA
Messenger RNA from Vigna unguiculata (cowpea), 1164 nucleotides. Lineage: Eukaryota; Viridiplantae; Streptophyta; Magnoliopsida; Fabales; Fabaceae. The record is from RefSeq and is a predicted model, not a curated record.